Messenger RNA from Thalassophryne amazonica, 7815 nucleotides. RefSeq names its product rho guanine nucleotide exchange factor 9. The transcript is spliced from 14 exons. Gene Ontology annotation, molecular function: guanyl-nucleotide exchange factor activity; protein binding. The coding region runs from base 205 to 3654 and encodes 1149 amino acids. The record is from RefSeq and is a predicted model, not a curated record. NCBI's taxonomy places the organism in Eukaryota, Metazoa, Chordata, Actinopteri, Batrachoidiformes, Batrachoididae.
GGGCAGCUUCAGAGCCGAAAACAAAUCACCCGAGCCUCUCCUGGACAGAAAAGAAGACGGAAUCUCCGCCGGACAGAGUUUUUAAUCGGCUCAGAACCGCCACGGCCAUGUGUUUCUAACGUGUCCGGAGGUGAUUGUGAGUGACAGAGACCUGAGACAUGAUGGCCAGUGGAGUUGAUAGCUGACACUGUGGAACGAGAGAGGAUGGAACAGACAGACAGCUCUGCCCCUGAGACUGUCAACCCUAAUGGGUUUGUCAACCGAGUGUUUAAUGUUUCUCUGGAUGUGGAGAAUGAGACAAGCACUGUUUAUAUUCUGGAGACUGGGUCAGAGCCUGCACGGGGGCAGGGGGACACCCAGGCUCCCCCCGCACAGACCCCUGUUAAGGACAGACAGGAGGUUAACCGGAGGCCUCGUGCCACUGGGGGCAUCUGGAAAAUCUUGAAUCGCAAGAGAACUGUCUCUGAGCUGGAGAGGCGACCGCACUCCAUGAUCCUGCCUGGGGAGGCUUCCGUCCCUAAACUCUCAUUUACUGACAAAGUCCGCUCCUUCAAAAAGCUUAAGUCCCCCUCUGUAUUUAGAGGGAAGACUGGGAAAUUGUCCACUGCCAAGUUUAGCAGUUCCUUGGUGGAUGAAGAGACUUUCUGCCAGGACUUUGGCACUCCACAGCAGUCCAACAGGGACACACUUAGACAGCAUGGCAAGAGACACUCAUACGCUGGUUUCACAGCUGAGUUUGAAUGCUCUUUUGAAGACAUUGACCUGUCCGUUCCUAUGGACGGCCACCAGCCCACUGUAAUUGCAGAGACUAAGACCCAGAAUGGUUUUAAACCAUCAGAGAGAGCUUGCUACAUUAAACGAGGCAUCAAUAAUUCAAACAACUGCAACAGACCUGCUGGAUGCGAAGAACUCAAGGUUAAGGGCAGCCCCAGGAUCCAACAAGGUGCAGGACAGAGACGCAAAGAUGUGUGGAGUUACCUGAGGAGGAUCUCUCUUUUGGGCAAGGCCAAUCCUGCGUAUUCAGAGAGGAGCUUUGAAUCUGAGCUUCACUCUUUGGACAAAACUACAGACUCAGAUUUUGGCUCAGUUGACUUUGAACAUCUCAAUGACUUAAAGCCACCGCCUUCCAAAAACUCUGACACCAAAGGGCACUUUGGGGGACUGUUCAAGUUUUUCAGCAGUGUUGCAGAAACAGCUAGAAAAUGGAGGACAACAUCACGCUCAUUCUCUCCUCCAGAGGGAGUGAGGACUCCGUGUAGCUCCCCACAGGCACCGCAAAUUUUGGAGGACAGAAUUCUUAGUGUGUCACUAACACUUAAAUCCCAGGAUACUCCAUCGUCACCCAUAACCGCUAAAUCUUCACAGAGCAGUAGCUUGGACAGCCAGGAUCCAGCACCUGUGACAGGUGGAUUUUCCCCUAAAGUCAUCUUGAAAAGGGCAUCCUCUGGAUCUCAACCUGUUAAUGGCCUUCAGUGUUUAAGUUCUAAGGAUACAGAUAGAUAUGAAGACUUACAGACUAACCACAGGUCCAGAGCCAUUGAUGAGGAUCAGAUCCCCCAAUUAGGUCCAGAGAUGGAGCCUGAAAAGGAAGCUGGGUUUGAAAUGGAUCCAUUAAACUGUCUCUGUCUCAAGGAAAAAACUGAGGGACCAUCAGGAAAUGAGCAGGAUUCCAGGGAUGAUCCACCUGACAUCAACCAGAUACAGGAUGCAAUCAUCCAGUCACAGCAAGAAGACAAAGAGAGCUCGACCAAUAGUGUGCCAGCAUCAGAUUCCACUGAGGAAAUAUUUAAGGCCUUGUCUCGCCCUCUGGGUGUAUCACCAUUGGAGCCCCCACUCAGGGUGUCUCUCCAGCGGUGCAGCUCUCUUCCUCUUCCCCCGAGCACUCUCACUGCCCUGGCACUGCUCCUGCCUCCGUCAGACAUGGGUCAGUCAUCAUCAGUACGUUUGAGGUUGGGAAACUCAGGUAGCUGCAGGAGGAGGCUGUUAAGACCUGGUUCAGAACCACUGCAGGUCAAUAUAUUGAUAAGUGGAGGUUCAGUCGUCAACGCUGAGGCGGUAUGGGACCAUGUGACCAUGGCCGACCGGGAGUUGGCAUUUAAGGCUGGUGAUGUCAUCAAGGUGCUAGAUGCCUCCAACAAGGACUGGUGGUGGGGCCAGAUUGAUGAAGAGGAAGGAUGGUUCCCUGCCAGCUUUGUACGGGUGGAACCUCACCCUCCUCAGCCCCAAACAAAACAGGUUUUCUAUAUCAACCCCAUAGCAACUCCACGGUUCCAAAACACCACAUCAAAGCUGUGGGUGAACCAGGAAGACGGGGGAGCGGAGCCAGUGGAGGGGACCAGCGAGGUGCAGAAUGGGCACCUGGACCCGACCAACGACUGCCUGUGCCUGGGCUCACCCCUCCAGAAUCGAGAUCAGAUGAGAGCCAACGUCAUCAAUGAGAUCAUGAGCACAGAGAGACACUACAUUAAACACCUGAAGGACAUCUGUGAGGGCUAUCUGCGCCAGUGCAGGAAGCGUGUGGACAUGUUCAAUGAUGACCAGCUGAAGGUUAUCUUUGGGAACAUCGAGGACAUCUACCGCUUCCAAAUGGGCUUUGUUCGAGAUCUGGAAAAACAGUACAACACGGAGGAACCUCAUCUUUCUGAAAUUGGACCUUGCUUCUUAGAACACCAAGAUGGUUUUUGGAUUUAUUCUGAAUACUGUAACAAUCACUUGGACGCCUGUAUGGAGCUGAGCAAACUGAUGAGGGAUGGCAGGUACCAGCACUUCUUUGAGGCUUGUCGCCUCCUCCAACAAAUGAUCGACAUCGCCAUAGAUGGCUUCUUGCUCACCCCAGUACAGAAAAUCUGCAAAUACCCACUCCAGUUGGCUGAGCUUCUCAAAUACACUGCACAGGAGCACAGUGACUAUCGAUAUGUGGCAGCAGCCCUGGCAGUAAUGCGGAACGUCACUCAGCAGAUCAAUGAGAGGAAGAGGAGGCUAGAGAACAUAGACAAGAUCGCACAGUGGCAAGCGUCUGUCCUGGACUGGGAGGGGGAUGAUAUCUUGGACCGGAGCUCUGAGCUAAUCUACACAGGAGAGUUGUCAUGGAUCUAUCAGCCAUAUGGGCGCAGCCAGCAGAGAGUCUUCUUCCUGUUUGAUCACCAGCUGGUCCUCUGUAAGAAGGAUCUGAUACGUCGGGACAUCCUGUACUAUAAGGGGCGCAUCGACAUGGACCGCUACGAGGUGCGGGACGCUAUAGACGGGCGUGACGAUGACUUCAAUGUAAGUGUGAAAAACGCCUUCAAGUUGUGCAACAGAGACAGCGAGGAGAUCCACAUCUUCCUGGCCAAGAAGCCGGAGGAGAAGAUCCGCUGGCUCAGGGCCUUUCACGAAGAAAGGAAGAUGGUGCAGGAAGACGAGAAAAUUGGUUUCGAGAUCUCUGAGUACCAGAAGCGGCAGGCAGCUCUGACAGUGAGAAAGGUUACCAAACAGAAAGGUGUAAACAGGUGCACACCCCCCUCAUACCCGCCCCCCCAGGACCCCCUCAGUGCGGGGCAGUAUGAGGUAACGGAGGACAUGGCACAAGGAGAGGUUUUUGAAUUCAGUCAAUCCAAAAGAGGCCAGGCUCCUUUCUGGCAGAAUUUUAGUAGAUUAGCUCCAUUUAAGAAAUAGAGACUUUUCUGAAGGACCAGCUAUUUUUCUUAGAAGCACUAAAAACACUGGAUAAUCAUGUUCCAUGAUGAAGAAUAUACUAAACCACACAUACCCAAGAGACUUCGAAGGACCAAUGCUACUGCAGAGUGUGACUGGAAGUUGUGAGAGGAUUGAAGACGCGGAUUUUACCAAACAAAAUGGAAGAAAAAAAAAAAAACAAAUCUUCACAAUUCAUGCUGUAUUUGUUAGUAACAUUCUUGGUUAUCAUGCUUCUCCAGCUCAGUCAACUGUCACGGAAGCUUUCCCUUGGAUUCUGCAGCACUCAAGAUUACAUCAUCUGAAUGUUCCGGAGUAAUUAAGAUUGUUAUUGUAUGUCCGUCCAUCACUUGCACAGUGGUGGACCAGGCGACCGGCGGCGCCAGCGCGAGCUCUUCGACCUGCCUGCCUGCCAUCACUUGGAAAGAAACAAAGUCUCACUCAUUGUUACAGGACCACAGUAGGUUGUUCCAAGUUGUAUGGCUGAGAUAUUUGCUCUGCUGCUAUGUGAGAUUGCUUGUUGCAUUCUUCUGAAUGUGGAUUGAUUGGCUGUGGCGUCUGAAGGACCCGUGAAACUCGACUGUCAGCAUCACCUCUGACUUGCGUCCAUCUUUACGCUGAUCACAGGCUUGUCAGGUCAUCGCUGCUCUAUUGGUGUGUGCGUCUGGACCUCCUCAUACUGAAUAUUGCUUUUAACUCUGUCUGCGCUGACUCGUGCUCCGUUCACCGGGUGUCAUGUUCACAGUGUUCUCCUCUCCUCUGUCACUCUCUGCCUCCCUCUCCAUCGUUCCACACACCCGCCCAGUGGUUUUUAGAGGAAGAAGCUCAUUCUUUUGGAAUCCUGCCAUUGACCGUGAUACAAUGGGUCAAGGAGCAAGUCAAUAGUCAGAACAUCAAUAGACCGCUUCCAUCCUUUCACCAGCCACUUUUGACAGGGUAUUCAUAUCAUUAUCCGGCUGAGGGGCUGCUGACCGCGUUUUCCGGAGCACUUGUCACUCAGAUGACACAUCUGGGAGCAGAAGAUAGGCAGACUACAGUCCACCUGUCAUGUGUCAGAGCGCUACACCCCCCCCCCCCCCCCCCCCCCCCCCCCACCACCACCCCCACCUCCCCUUCCCUAGAGACCCACCCUGCAGCACUGUGCUGGCAGCUCGUGGGAUAUUUGCACAGAGCACAGCCUACCUCUGGGAAUCCGCUCAGACCUAAAGUGAGUUUGAUUCAUUGGCUGAAGUCUAAAAGAAUCCCUCUUUUUCAUGUCAGCUGUUUAAAAUAAAAAAGUCUUCAGUGUGCUUAAUUAUUUUGUCACUCAAAAAAAAAAAAAAAAAAAACGUAUUCAGCCUGAAGAGUAGUGUUGUCUUAUUUGAGGAAUAAAUGGUCUGUUAUACCUACACACGGUGUGCAAAAGCGAAACAGCCAAAAUAAGAAUUAAACAUCACCAAGCUGAAAAUUGGGGAAUUGAAAGUGUCUGGCACAAUGCUGCAGGGUGCCGGGAAGGUGAAUUUGAACGCAAAGCGUGCAGGCAUCCUCUGACAGAUUCAUGCAUCUCUGAAGACCGUCACUUGCUUUCCAAAUCUGCAGCUAGCGCAUCACCAUUAGGGGAUUUACGAAGGACUGUGGCCUGAUCCACGCAACGUGUUUAAUCCACAAAAUCCGCACAGCUGCUCCUGCCACACAGCAGAGGUCUUAGACACGCCGCACAUCAUGAAGGUGCACUUUUUUAAUUAUUAGUAUUAUUAACAGGUGGAAUGUAAGUGAGACAUUGGCAGAGUUUGUGAUCAUAUUUGGACCUCAGAUUCAGAGCUUUUGGGUUGAAUUAUAUCAUCUGAUGAACAGUGCAUAUACAGUAUGACAAUUUGUGCAAUGUGAUAUAUCAUCGUAUAUCUUCACUAUUCAACGCCGUGAUACGAAAGAGUUACAUAUCGUUCUCUGUCAUUUGUUUGCCUUCUUACAGGCCUUAUAACCUUUCGGAGAGAGGAACAAAAAGACCUUUAGAAUUGCUUUGUAUUUUGUGUAAUUUAUGUUUUGUUUCAGUAAAAGAAAGUUGAGAAACGGCAAGUCGGCUGGUGGUAUCUGUAGAGACGUUGGCUCCCAGUGAGAUUGUUGUAGAAGUUAAGUCCCAUGUCUGGCACAGCAAAAAGAUAUGGUUCCCAGGCCAUGAUAACUUCAGGUCCCGCCCAAUCCCCCUACUCCACGCCACCGCCAGUACCAACAUACAGAUGCAAGCAUGCAGGCAAACACAUGAGCGCACAUACACACGCACACGCAUUCGCACUUGCUGGCCCGUUGUGCUGCCGAGAAGAGAGAUGCUAUCUAACAGUGCCUUCAGCAUUCCACUAGUGAUUAUCUAUUCAGUUUCACAAGCAGAUUUGAAUUAUUUAUGUGUUUUUCCUUCUCUCUCUCUCUCUCUAUCUCUAUCUAUCUAUUGCUCUCUGGGAAUUCCGUCAUUCCCAAGCAUGUGAAAUCCACUUGGACACAAGCGCAGAGGUCAGGCCUUUCUUCCUUCAGAGCAGAUUCUGUGCUGUGUGACUGAAACACUUCAAAAAGUUCAAAUUGCAUCGCACCAACACAGCCAGAAUUCCAUUUUGUUGCACAGAGCAAGAAUUCCGUUCUAAUUUGAGAUGCUUAGAUAGAUAGAAUUCUUUUAUGUCAUCUAUUUAAUAUGCUGAGAGGUCACUAUGGUUUAAUUUGAAUAUAUAUUAGACAAGAGGUUUUCAUUAGUCCUUUAGGUUUCACAUAUCAAAGUUAAGUAUAUUAUUAGCAGUGAGAUAUAAGUCAAAAGAAGAAGAAUCUAUUUUAUCUUUAUCAGCUACGCACUGUAAAUACUGUAAAAAGGACAGAUCAUAUAUUUGGAUAUUGGUAUUUUGCGUUGGAGACGAAUGUUGUUCCAGUUCUCGCGUGCGGUAGACCUCAGUACCAGGUAAAUGCAUGCUCGUGGCAUCCAAUAUUUUGCAUGAGACUUAAGACAAAUCCUAGACCUGUUCCGUUUCAUAUACUUCCAAAGUCGGAAUCGUUCAUUUGUGAGCCCAUGCCAUCUCACAAAAGGGAGUUUUUGUUUCCUGUAUCCACAUGUCUGUUACUCAUUGCACAUUAGAGCUCGUAACUAUUUGUUAUUUAUUAUCGAAGUGAUGACGAUGCGGAAUGAAAGACUGAGCUGUUGAAAUGAAGGCACUGAUGCUCUCUUACCGUAAUUCCUAUUUUUAUUCCACUACAGCCUGCAUUGUCAUCGCUAUACCUGCUGGUCACAUUUGGAAUUGACAGCAAAGACAAAACGGGUAUCAAUUUUUUUCUACGGUAACAGCGAACCAAAUAGGCAUUGAUUGUGGGUGUCUGUUCUGCCGAAUCCCAGUCAGGUGAAUUAAGAGACGGAAAAUGCGAAAUAUGUUGGGAUGAGACAAACAAAAAAUAUUAAAAAACAAUCCUAAAGACACAUACCACGUUGGAUUUCACAUCAUGCUGUCAUUUCUACUCUUCAGCGUAAAAUAAUUCUUUGAAGUACAAAGAUUUCAAUGUGCAAAUUGUUUCCUUGUUUUAUAUUUAUUGGAUGCAGUGUCGGAUUUUGCCACUUGGCAGCACUGUUUAAGAGAUAUGUGUAUAUAAGUUCUUUUUUUUUCCUGACAUAAUUACUGUAUUGACCUUGGUGUGCCAGCGCUCUGGGCACAUUAGAAAAUGACUCCUUCUGACAAAACCGAGACACUUUGUCCUCAGAUUAAUUUAGCUAUUUCUCUUGUUUCUUCAUAGGAUCUGUAUAUGAGCUGCUAACAUUUAGCAUAGUAGCAUCUUUUCGUAGGAUUUCUUUCACAGUCCAGAUGAGCCACAUUUAAUGUGGUUUUUAGUGCCAACAAGGUGAUAGAAGACUGAAAUCCUGCUUUUCAAAUCACAUUCAUUGUAUAAAACCAUGUAGAUUGAGGUCUGGAUUUGAACACUUAGUCCAACUUUUGUCACCAUUAUGAUCAUUUUGUCAUUUUAUUUUUUGCUGACAUAUGAGUUUAUUUGAUGUAGAAAUCAAAAAUCUAACGAUUAAUGCCUAUUCAAUCCAGAAACUGUGAAUGGGAGAGUGGAGAUGUCAACUGUAUGUACAGUACGUUCUAUGUUUUGAUGUAAUCAGAAGCACUGGGAAUAUGUUGUAUUUCGCUGUUAAAAAAA